Molecule: messenger RNA, 1943 nt
Organism: Nothobranchius furzeri (turquoise killifish)
Lineage: Eukaryota; Metazoa; Chordata; Actinopteri; Cyprinodontiformes; Nothobranchiidae
Source: RefSeq, a predicted model, not a curated record
AUGUGUCAGCUGACCGCCAGCAAGACGGCGCAGCACAUGACAGACCACCAACGGAGGAAUCGCUGCGCUGUUUCCACGUUCAGAUAUUAUAUCGCCCCCUGGUGGAAAGGGCUUGGGAACGGAACAUAUCUUCGUCAUCACCUGGCGCGCCCGCCAUGUUGGAAGCCUCGUCGCUUGUUUCUUCGGUCAGCAGCGCGCUCAGUCUCUCACCUUCAUUUGAUCGGUUACAUUAAUUACUCAAUCAUGGUAACUAGUUGCUGUGUUGCGGGGUGCAAGAGCGCAACCCAUGAUAGAAAGAAAAAUAAAUUGGAACACGGAAUCACUUUUCACCGUUUUCCUGCUUGGAGACAUAACCAAGGAGAGCUAGUAUCCGACAUAACAAAGUCUCGUCGGCUCGCUUGGGUUGCUGCUGUAAGGCGACCAAACAUCACCUUCCACAGUAUCCCGGUCUCGAUGAGGGUGUGUUGUCUGCAUUUUCAUUCAGGAAAACCAGCUUAUGAAAUGUAUACCUCUCAUCCGGAUUGGGCACCAUCGCUUCACUUGGGCCACACUGAGGUUAAGCCCACAAAUACUGCACGAUAUGAAAGAAGGGAAUCAAGAAAACGUCCAAAGACUGAGAGUAAACCAGUGGUGGAUGAGACAGUGAUAGAUGACCCAGGUGACCUUAUCCCACCAGUGGAAACACCUCCACCAGAGGAUGAACCUGACCAGAAACCGAUAACCGAAUGUGACUUCUGUCAGCUUCGGCGUGAUGAAAUCAACCGGCUGCUGGAAGAGAACAGGGCCCUGAAAUGUGAGCUAAGCCAGAGAAAACUGGAUGAACAUUUCCUGAAGGAUGACCACGUCAAAGUGAAGUACUACACUGGACUUCCACACUUUGAAGUUCUCAUGGGUCUUCUAGCCAGGGUUGAACCAUACGUGACACAGCGCAGUAAAAUCCUUUCACCUUUUCAGAUGCUCUUCCUGACUCUCGUGCGCCUUCGACUAAAUUUACCAAUGCAACACAUUGCCCACAUCUUUAGUGUUGAGAGAACAACUGCUUCCAAGACUUUUAGUAAGGUCAUAAAUGUUUUGCAUGCACGCAUCAGCCCAUUGAUUAACUGGCCAGGGCGAGAUGCUAUGCGUGCAACUAUGCCCAGUCAGUUUGUGGAGGCCUUUGGGGAGCGUGGCGUUGUUAUUCUUGACUGCUUCGAGAUUUUCACACAGAAUCAGUCAACACUUAAACCUCAAGCUCAGUCACAUUCCCACCACAAGCUGGGCACAACUAUGAAGUACCUUGUCGGUGUUACACCGCAGGGUUCCAUUUCGUUCGUUUCCAAGGGGUGUGCGGGGUAUGUCAGUAAUAAGGACAUAACUGAUAGUUGUGGUGUUCUGGACAAAUUAUUACCUGGAGAUUUGGUGUUCGCUGGCCGCGGCUUUGACACAAAGAACAAGGUGGGACAGGUGUGUGCGGAGGUGAAGAUCUACGCCUUCACAAAUGGACAGCUGGAAACAAGAGAUGUGGAGAGCACAAAGAAAACUGCCCACCUCAGAAUUCAUGCGAAAAGGUUGUUUGGAAUCGUUAGCAAAAGUUACGCUAUUUUGUCAUCAGAAGUACCAAUUCACAUGGUGUUGCCAUGCGAGGAGGAAGACGUGACAUUCCUUGACAAGGUUGUGUCUGUAUGUUGUGUUCUGACAAACAUGAGCCCGAUUAUUCUGCUGAAAUAACUAGAGAGCAACAAGGGUCUGUUGCAUCCAUAUCUAUAAACUUAACAAUAAACAUGCGUGUGUCGCAAUUAUAUGAUGUGCAUUUCCAAGUAGUGCAACCUGAGAACACAGAACUGUGCAGAUGGGUGCUUCGAGGCAAAAUGCAACAAAUAACGUGUAAAAUCUUCCCUAGACUGUGUACUAUGUAUACAUACACUCUGUAAAGAAAUGACUACAUUAAAAACUAAUACAAAAGG